AUGUCGUCCUGUGUCCCUAAUCGCGUCGAACUGAUGCUUUGCUGGCAUUCCUGGCAUUCCUGGCUGGAAGUCCAAGGUAAGAAUGCAGAUAUACUUGCCCCAAACCGCAGGACCCCCUUCAGGAAGAGCUUAUCAGGGUUGAAGGCAGUGAACGAGGACUUCGAGAGAGGGGGAGGCGUGGCAAUGAUCUUCACGAAGUCGAAAGUGAACCGCGACUGCGUGUUCGUCCAUUCAAAUCGAGUAGCUGCCUAUGCCGGCAUCUUCAUGCAAACUGCCGACCUGCCGUCCGCCAAAGCGUCGGACGUAGAGCUUGGAACACGAGACGCAACAGCGUUACGUUACCCCUCUCGAUUACGGAAAGGGAGAGGCCAGAAUGGCAUUGGCGUGAUCUAUUCAAGACUUUCUACUUCCCCAUCAUUAGUCGACUUCCUGCGCUCGUUACAGCUCUGCUUUCGACGACGUUGGCCGGUUAGGAGCAUCCACCCUGCUUGUCUCAGAUUAUCCUCUUCUUGGACUGGGACUCGCCUUAUUUGGAAUCUGGAUGGCGAUCAUAAACUGAACCCUGAGAAAAAUACAGUACAACAAGCGCAACAAAUCUAA
Messenger RNA from Fomitiporia mediterranea MF3/22, 600 nucleotides. RefSeq lists its product as uncharacterized. The record is from RefSeq and is a predicted model, not a curated record. The transcript has a single exon. Bases 1 to 600 code for a protein of 199 amino acids. NCBI's taxonomy places the organism in Eukaryota, Fungi, Basidiomycota, Agaricomycetes, Hymenochaetales, Hymenochaetaceae.